CAAUGGUUCCUCAAUCAAUUGGUAGGAUUGUCUCUUGGCGUUGAGUGCAAGCUCAGCGUGGUAUUCGGGACGUUUACAACAUAAUAGAGAGCAUUAGUCCGAUCCACUUUUGACAUCAUUAUCUGUGGCCGAGUGACGAUAACCUGCGAGCGAGUCGUCGCUCCCGCCCCUCCGGCGGCAGUCGCGCGCUGUGUUGCCCACGGAGCGGACGUGUUGACGUUAGUUCUCGCCCUGUCACAACAUAACCACAACAGACUGAGGGCGUGCGUUCGCUUUUGGCGGGUAUUCGCACGAAGGCGAACGAAGCGCCGCCGAGCACGACCCCCGUGCGCGUAGACUCGGACCAUUUGGAUUGCAGUGUUUGGAUGUUAGGAUUGUGGUGUUCGCUGCGGUUUUUUUAAGAAUCCGACGGAUUUCUCGUCUACGGAUUUAAAAGUUAAUUAUCGAAGACAAUGUUUGUACGUGGUGUGGAUUAAUUUAUUAAUUGAAGUAUUUAGUUGUGUUAGUGUAUACUUGAUUUGUUUUGAGAUAUUUUAACGAUUGAGAUAAGUGGUGAUAAGUGUUGGGACCUAGCUGGUAUGCUUAAGUGCUAUGUGACGCAAGGCUUGGUGACCGCCUUGGAAGGAGGCGUUGGGUACGACAAGUGGGAGCGGGGCGGGGCGGGCGGCGGCGCGGCGGGCGGCGCUGGGGGCGCUGGGGGCGCGUGGGCGGGCCGCGAGCGCGAUCGCGAACGCGAACGUGAGCGCGAGCGCCAGGCUCGCGCGCACCAGAUGUCGCACGCGCACGCCGCCGAGCCGGACGCCGCGUCGCUCUUCCCGGCACCUGUUAGAGUCGUGGGCAACCGGGACCGCGUGAGCCAGCAGAUUCAGAUCAAACUCGGCGACUAUCAGAUCGCGCAGACGCUGCUCGACGAUCCCAGCAAGUCCAUCGGCAUCUGUGCUGAGCCCCCCAGCCCCGCGCCAUGUCACCCGUCCCGACGGGAGAGCGAGUUCAAGAAGCCGGCCCACGCUCCCCAGAACGGACGAGUACACCAUCGACCGUCUUACCCCUACAACAAGAGCGAAAGCCUGAGUUCCACGAGCGCGCCCGCUCACCGCCCUCCCCCGCUGCGGAUAUCCAAUGGCUUCCAACCACCGAGUUCAAGUAUCGAUAGCAGUCAAUUGCCAAUAGAAAGUAUUUUAAAGGAGAUGAAGUCAUUGCCUACCCCAUUGUCUGUGAUAGCGGCCACGCCGAGGAAAGAGCUCGAUAAUAAGUUCAUCUUCAACCCCUACACUAAUAAGGUGCAAGAGAACCCUCAGCUCGCGAACAACGAUCUCAAAACACCUGUAACUAAGUCUGGUCUCGAUAAUCGGAUAUCUAAUUCGAGGAGUUCAGUGUCACCUGAGGUAGUGAACAAGGACCUCGGGCUGUCGGAGAGUGAUGACGAGGUCGCGGUCACCACCGCGAGGCUUGGACCUAUCAUAUCCCCAAUCGGCUCCGGCGGUAGUCCCAGUAGUGGCAGCGAGUCCUCCCCGUCCGAUUCGGAGUCGGAAUCGUCGUCUAGUGAGUCGACAGCGGCGAGUACGGCCGCGCCCGCCGCGCAGCCCGCCGCAGAACGUCCUUCCUGGAGUCUCAGCAACUUCGCGCCCCCCUCCCAGCACCCGCCGCAGCACUACGACGCCGGCAAGGACCUCCGGCACGCCCUCGAAGAUGUCAAAGGCAAACCGAGUCCAAUUUCGGAGUUGUCGGACUCUGAGACGUCGUCGCCGUCGCCCGGCGCGUCGCGGCGCCGGCGAUCCCUCGCCAACCGAGUGUCCGCCGCCUCCAGCGACGAGGACACCCCGCGCUCGCACAACACGGCGUCCCCCUUGAACGCGGUGCCCGCGAACGCCCCGGUGAAGCGAGGUCGGCCGCCCAAGCCGCGCACCUCCGAGGAGAGGCCCGUCAAGAAGAAGCGCGGCCGACCCCCCAAGCGGCAGGCCUCGCCCGCAACACGCGACAGCGACCCCGAGCCCGACCCGCCGCCGCACCACGCCCUGCACGACCCCAAGACACAGAUCUUUAGAAAGGUAUUCACAACGAAAAAAGGCGAUGAAUGCGGAGGAAAGGGAGGUAAAGGUGGCAAAGGGAAGGGCGGCAAGGGCAAGGGUCAGGUGACGAUCAUCGAAGUUACGGCGCCAGAGUCAGGCGCAGACGACGAGGAGCGCAGGCAUCGCGAGCGCUCCAACGAGAGGAGAAACGAGGAGGCCAUCGCCAGGGUCUCUCCGCCGCAGGAGCCCGAGACCUUGACCAGGAGGAGGGAGGCCGAGAGAAUAGCCAACGAGAGGAUACAGGAGCGCAUGUCCAUUGAGCGGCCCGACCACAGGCGCUCCGCCGACAGAGUUCCCGAUCGACCGACCGAAAGGACGUCGAACGAUCGAAUACCCAACGAUCGGCUCCAGCCGGAGCGAAUGUCGACGGAUAGGUUUCAAAAUGAUCGAUCUAGUGAUCGAUUACAACCGGACCGAUUAUCUGAUCGAUUACCCGAUCGAACCGUCAACGAUCGGUUCCCGACCGAUCGAGUACCUUCAGAUCGAAUUCCGAACGACAGAAGUUCAGACAGGAUGGCCGCCGAUCGUUUACAGAUGGAAAGGAUACCCAACGAACGAGUGUCAGAUCGGAUACCCACGGAUAGGAUGCCGGGCGAUCGGAUAGCGUCGGAUCGGUUGUCCUCCGACAGAAUGUCGAAUAACGAUCGGUUAUCCAACGACAGACUGACGGUCGGUCGGACACCCAACGAGCGUCGGUCAUCUGAACGAAUGUCGAACGAAAGACUAUCGAGUGAUAAGAUGUCGAUCGAUCGUCUCUCGGGAGACAAGCUGGAGCGGUUGUCGAGCGAGAAGCUGUCGCACGAGCGGUUGUCCGGCGACAAGUUACCUAUGGAACGUCUGUCGGGCGACAAGACGUCACUGGAGCGGCUGCCGAACGACAAGCUGACGUUGGAGCGGUUCGUGUACGCGGAGGCGGAUGUCGGAUCGGGCUUGAAAUCGGGUCGCGGCUCCGAGAGGAUGGAGGAAGCAUCGUCCAAUGUGGCAGUGAGCGAGCGGCGCGUGCGAGGUCGCGUGCUGGUGCGUGUACCUCUGUGUCGGCUGCACGCGGACACAGUGCGGAUGUUGCGAGCGCCGCCACGCCGCGCCCCCGCGCCCCGCCCCGCCACGCCCCCCACUCCGCCCACUGACCAGGGUGUGGAGGCAGCGUGCGUGUCUCAGGAGCGGGCGGCUGUGGGACAGACACCCAUCUACUACUCGUACUUCGAGCGCCUGCCCGCAGACGCGCUCUCCGACGAGGAGCGGGACCACAAGUACUACUUAAGCGAGGCAGCUCGGUUGAGGUCGUCAGCUGAACGUGAACAGGAGCCGUUAGCGAGAGUUAUGUUGUAUUUGGAGUCAGUUCUAUGUUUCGUACUAACUGGGCGAGUGUUGGAGCUAGAGUUAGACACGAAGCGCGCAUUCACAGUGUACAGAGAGACUAUCGCCUACAUCAAGUCUAUACAGUCAAUGCCGCAGAGGUUCAGAGCCUCGCCACACUCCACACUCAGCUCGCCUUUCAGUAAAUUAGAUAUUUUAAGUCUCCGAGUGCAAGCCUUACUUUAUUUACGAAUGUUCAAAUUGUACAAUAGAGAAGUAAAGGAGUACUAUAAAAUUGUACAGGAAUAUCAGCAAAAGCCUGCGUGCGCGGAGUCCGUGUCCCCGCUGUCGCCGACGCCCUCCCCCGCGGGGUCGGUGGGGUCAGUGGGGUCCGCCGCCUCCGCCUCCUCCGGGUACUGCUCCCUGGCGCACUCAGUGCCUGCGCACGCGCACCACGCGCUGCUGCAGCUCACCAAGUACUACACCUUCCUGUACGUCGCACACGAUCUCUGGGAGCAGGCAGACGGACUUUGCAGGCUCAGACCUAACCAAGAUCUAUUCAUAGCAGUGGAUCGUAAAUGUGGUCCGCUGACGUUGUUCUCUACGUUCCGUCAUCUGGUGCAGUACGUGCGGUACGCCAUCACUCUGUUGAAGAACGCGCCGCGAGAGUGACACCGCGCACAGUGUACAUCGCGCCCUCGAUACACUGUCCACUUGUAACCCCCCCGUACUUGACCGCCAAUGGACGCUGUGCUGUGGCGGUAUGUGCGACGCGCAAUGUAUUUUGUAUGAGCAUUUAUAUUAUCUUUGCAAGCGACUGUUUUUAAUUUUUUUUAAAUCAAAAAUAUUAC
This is a messenger RNA of Papilio machaon (common yellow swallowtail), 4216 nucleotides long. RefSeq names its product AF4/FMR2 family member 3 (gene lilli). NCBI's taxonomy places the organism in Eukaryota, Metazoa, Arthropoda, Insecta, Lepidoptera, Papilionidae. Gene Ontology annotation, biological process: regulation of gene expression. Gene Ontology annotation, cellular component: nucleus; super elongation complex. Bases 579 to 4037 code for a protein of 1152 amino acids. The transcript has 21 exons. The record is from RefSeq and is a predicted model, not a curated record.